AUGAGUGGUGAGCCCUUUCCCCCUGCUGUAGACAGUCCAUCAGUGAACACAGCAGGGUCAAUUAUCAGCAGGAAGCACAUGCAUAGUCAUCCUGAGUCUUUCAAGGCUGAUGCUGAUCGGGACGGCACCGAGCUGGUGGUCAUUAACGUGUCCGGACUGCGCUUUGAGACGCAGCUCAAGACGCUCUCGCGCUUCCCGGAUACACUGCUGGGUAACCCGUACAAACGCACGCGCUUCUUUGACCCGCUCCGCCACGAGUACUUCUUCGACCGGAACCGACAAAGCUUUGAUGCCAUCCUGUACUACUAUCAAUCCGGCGGCAGGCUCCGCCGACCCCUGAACGUACCGGUUGAGAUUUUCAUCGAGGAGAUAAAGUUUUACGAGAUCGACGAGGCUGUGAUCCAGAACUUCAUCGAGGAUGAAGGGCUUGGCAGAGAGGAAGUGCGCUCGAUGCCCACCAACAAGCUCCAGCGCCGGGUUUGGCUCCUGUUCGAGUAUCCAGACAGCUCGCGCGCGGCCCGAGUGAUCGCCGUGAUGUCAGUGAUGAUCAUCGUGAUAUCAAUCGUGAUCUUCUGCUUGGAGACGAUCCCAGACUUCAGCGGUUCCGAUGAUGUCCUGGGCAGACAGGCAACAGUUAACGAGACCACUGAAGCAAACUGGACCAGCAGCAGCAGCAGCAGCAGGUUCUCAGGCGCGUUCUUCCUGCUCGAGACUCUGUGCAUCGUGUGGUUUUCCUUCGAGAUGUUCAUGAGGUUCGUGUCGUGUCCGAGCAAGCCGGCUUUCUACAAGGACUUCAUGAACACCAUUGACAUCAUAGCAAUCUUACCGUACUUCAUAACUCUGGGAUUGGAGCUUGCAGAGUACCAAGGGGCCGCGCAACAGACCGCAACACUGACCGUGCUCAGGGUGAUCCGGAUCGUGCGCGUCUUGCGCAUUUUUAAACUCUCGCGCCACUCCAAGGGCCUACAGAUCCUGGGCCGGACGCUGCACGCCAGCAUGCGCGAACUGGGCCUGCUCAUCUUUUUCCUCAUCAUAGGUGUUGUCCUGUUCUCCAGCGCGGCUUUCUUCGCUGAGCUGGACGACCCUGAGUCGAGCUUCACCAGCAUCCCGCAGUCGUUUUGGUGGGCUGUGGUUACCAUGACUACAGUAGGAUACGGGGAUAUGACUCCUGUCACGGUCGGUGGUAAAAUCGUUGGUUCGAUGUGUGCCGUGGCCGGUGUGCUCACCAUUGCCCUGCCCGUUCCUGUCAUUGUGUCCAACUUCAGCUAUUUCUACAAGCAGGAAAACGACGUGAAGGAUUCGAACACAUACACGCAUGUAACAUGUGCACGUCCGGUGGCUUCGUUUGAGGAAAACAGCAUGCCUAAAUGCAAAUUCACACUCAUUAAAUCAGAAUGCUCAGAAAAUAAUGAUGAUCAUGAUGAGGAUAAUGAGUCUAAUUCCUCCAUGUACUGUAAUUUUAACCAUGAUAAGUACACAGGGAGGCUGACAGAUGUAUGA
Neoarius graeffei (lesser salmon catfish) is the source of this 1500-nucleotide messenger RNA. Its product is annotated as shaker-related potassium channel tsha2-like. The transcript has 3 exons. Lineage: Eukaryota; Metazoa; Chordata; Actinopteri; Siluriformes; Ariidae. Gene Ontology annotation, biological process: potassium ion transmembrane transport; protein homooligomerization. Gene Ontology annotation, cellular component: dendrite; membrane; voltage-gated potassium channel complex. The record is from RefSeq and is a predicted model, not a curated record. The coding region runs from base 1 to 1500 and encodes 499 amino acids. Gene Ontology annotation, molecular function: protein binding; delayed rectifier potassium channel activity.